This is a messenger RNA of Plasmopara halstedii, 1980 nucleotides long. RefSeq lists its product as uncharacterized. NCBI's taxonomy places the organism in Eukaryota, Oomycota, Peronosporomycetes, Peronosporales, Peronosporaceae. The record is from RefSeq and is a predicted model, not a curated record. Bases 1 to 1980 code for a protein of 659 amino acids. The transcript has a single exon.
AUGAACGUCUCCGUAUCGAGUCAAUGUGUAAGUGAUCAACUCUAUCGAGCUAUUUUCUUGGAGUGGAAAGCUUUAGUCUCAAAUUGUCAACAAAAACAUACUCGAUCAGAUCACUUUAAGAACUGUCUUGAGAAACAAAUUCAGCUGAAAUGGGUACUUCAUCAUCAUUGGAAGAUCAUACUUCGGCGGUCGUAUAGCGCAUGGAAAAAGCUGCUAAUGAUGAAGCAAGCGCAAAAGGAGAAUGAGAUGCUAGCAAUCUUUUUCAACACGCAGCGAUUACUAGUUGACAAGUUUAAUAAAUGGAGUAAAUACGUUAUGGUCAAACAGAGCAAUUUGGCACGCGUAGCUGCGCUGUUACGUCAAUGUCAACUUCAUUUGCUGUCCCGCGGUGUCAGAAAGUGGAGAAGACAAGCUGUCAGCUUACAGCGACAACGUCAGAACGAGAAAAGAGCUGUUCAACUGUUGUUGAAAAGACAACGUUUAGCUUACGCAUUGAAGCAAUUGUGGACGUGGAAAACGUCUCGAAUCCGUACUCGGAACCAGGCAAAGAAAAUUCAAAAUAGCCGUGUGAUGGCAUCGUGCUUUCAGUGCUGGCAGCAAUUUUUUCAAAGUCGCUUGGCAUACGCUCAAUCCAUACGUGUGCACGAACGAGUUCAAAGGAAAAGGUUCAUGUUACAAUGGAAAAAGUAUUGGCAACAACGACGGGUAUACGACAAGAAGCGACUCCAAGCUCGAGUGUUUCGCUGUGUUUUUGUAGAGCAAAGCGUAUUAACGACAUGGAGAUACGUUGUCCAGAUUGAAAGGAAAGCGAAAGCAGCACUAGCGUUCAAUACAGCAAAGAUACUUGACAAAAGGUUUUCCAUUUGGAAAUCACAAAUCCGAGUGCUUCAGCAAAUGAAGCAGAUGUCUCAAAACCAAAGAGCAAACCAAUUACGAGCUCAUUUUGAGGCUUGGAUGCAGUUCGUAGCGACUACGAGGCAGAUGCAUGAAAAACUGAUUCGAGUAUUGCGGUUUAAAAUUAACCACUGCGUGCUUAGAGUCUGGUUAAGUUGGAGACAAUUGGUCCAUGAUAAACGACAGAAGCAACUAGCUGUAAAACUCGCUGCAGAGUUUUAUAAGCGCUUUCUCACUAGUGACAUUGUCGUAGUUUGGAAGAUGAGAGCUACAAGGUGGCAUCGUAAAAGGAUUUUGAUGGACCAAGCCUUACUUCAGUGGCGAAAUUCGCUCUUGUGUCAAAGUUUUCAGAGUCUUGUACUGUGGAAACAAGUUGAAAGAACGUUGAAACAUCUUCACAAUAAGUUGGUGACCUGGUUGAGUGAGAGACACAAACGUCACGUGAUUUCGAAUCUGCGAGCGUUGUGUAUGGAAGUCAAUCGAAAGAGAAAUUUACAUACAAAAGCCUGUAUCCAUUGGAAACAUCAACACCAGCAAAAGUAUUGGAGAAGUCUCGUUCAAUGGUUUCACGUUGCUCAAGAUUAUAAAUUCAAAUGUUUCAGAGCUGACACAUUUACUCGAUCGUACCUCAUGCGUCGAUACUUAAGGACAUUCCAAGCACACAUCUACUAUAGACAGCAACAGAAGGAGAAGAUCAGUUCAAUUUCUCAUCGCUACUAUCUCAGCGUCGUCAAACGUAUCUUGUAUCAGUGGAAUUUAUUGACUGAUUUCCGAAUAAAGUUCCGGGCAUUACGGCACAAAACUUUGCUCUCGCAACGUCGCCAAGGUCUCCAACAAUGGCAUCAACUUGUCAUCACCCAAAGUUAUAUUCUUACACAAAUGCAUCAUAUGGCACAUAAGCGUCGACGUCGAGAACUCGUUAUCUGGUUUAAUCAUUGGGAAAGUGUAUGCACAGAUCAGUGGUUAAACAAUCAGCUUAUUGCGUAUCAUCAACGUCACGCACAAAGAGACAGUCGACUUCGUCACGUCUUUAAAGUACUAAAGCUACUUUUGUCUGAUCGCCACGACCGUAAAGUCUCUUCUUAA